Messenger RNA from Momordica charantia (bitter melon), 366 nucleotides. The record is from RefSeq and is a predicted model, not a curated record. Lineage: Eukaryota; Viridiplantae; Streptophyta; Magnoliopsida; Cucurbitales; Cucurbitaceae.
AUGAUAGAUGAUCUUAGGUUCGUCUUGCAAGAGGAUUGUCCUCAAGCUCCUGCGCCUAACGCCACUAUGGCUGUGCGGAACGCCUAUGAUAGGUGGAUCAAAGCCAAUGACAAGGCCAAGGUCUACAUCCUUUCGAGUAUAUCUGAUGUACUUGCCAAGAAGCACGAGGACACAGUUACCGCUAAGGAGAUCAUGGACUCGCUGCAGAGCAUGUUUGGACAACCGUCCUCACAGGCUCGACAUGAAGCUCUUAAGUUCGUUUACAACUCCCGCAUGAAGAAGGGCUCCUCAGUGCGAGAACACGUUCUCAACCUGAUGGUCCACUUCAACGUGGCUGAGUCGAACGCGGCUGUCAUAUACGAGUAG